GACUGUAAGAGUGUGCCGUGUAGAAAACCAAAAAAGCUAUAACAUGUCAUCUGAGGUCUAUGAUUGCAUCGUUAUUGGAGCUGGGAUUCAGGGUUCAUGCACCGCUUAUCAUCUCGCCAAAAACCAAAAGAAAACUCUACUUUUGGAACAGUUUGUCCUGCCUCACUCUCGUGGGAGCUCCCAUGGCCAGACACGGAUCAUCCGGAAGUCCUAUCCAGAGGAUUUCUAUAUCCACAUGAUGACAGAGACCUACCAGCUGUGGGCUCAGAUGGAAAAAGAGGCUGGAGUGCAGUUAUUCAGGCGUACGGGACUCCUGGUCUUGGGACCUGAGAACGGGGACUACAAGAAGAUAAAGGCAAACCUGCAACAACACAAAGUUCCCAUAGUGCUCCUAGAGAAGGAAGAGUUUAACAAGCACAUCCCAAACAUGAACCUGACCCCCGGGGACGGGGCGCUGGUCGACACCACGGCCGGGUUGCUGUACGCGGACAGAGCCCUCAGAUCUGCACAGAGACUGUUCCAGUCGUACGGCGGCGUGAUAAAAGACGGGCAGAAAGUGACUGACAUUAACCCCGGCUCUGUGGUCACCGUGGCGACGGCGUCUGGGACAUACAGGGGGAGGAGCGUUGUGAUUACGGCCGGUCCCUGGGCCAACACGCUGCUGGCUAACGUCGGCCUGGAGUUACCGCUGCAGGUAGUGAAGAUUAACGUGUGUUACUGGGGAGAGAAAGUCCCCGGCUCCUACCACAUCAGUCGUCGCUUCCCCUGUUUCGUUCAGGUGGAGUCCAAGGAGAGCAAGCAUCAUAUCUAUGGCUUUCCAUCCAAUGAGUAUCCAGGACUGAUGAAAGUCUGUUACCAUGCUGGCAGUGAGACAAAUCCAGACUUCAGAGACAAACAGACGGACAAAACGGACAUUGAUAUUAUCUCACGUUACAUCGCCCGCUGUUUUCCAGCCCUGGAGCCCAUCCCUGCUGUUGUGGAGACCUGUUUGUAUACGAACACACCAGACACUCAUUUUGUGUUGGACCGACAUCCAACCCACAGCAACAUCAUCAUUGGAGCAGGAUUUUCAGGCCAUGGCUUCAAGUUCGGUCCACUCAUCGGGAAGAUCCUGUACGAGUUGAGCAUGGGCCAGGCCCCUUCCUAUGACCUUUCACCUUUCCGCAUCGCAAGAUUCCAGCACCGUCAAAAAUCUGCUUUAUGAGUGGCUUACCCUUUUUGUAAAUCCACACAGCUGUCAACACACAGCUACAUGAUAUUCCUAAUUCCAGCCAAAGCUAAUCACAAAGCAGAAAUUCAGUGCAUAAGAGUAAAGUGGUAAAGAUGAUAUUGCCAAAUCUAUAAAUUGUGCAUGUAACAGAUUGGUGUGGGCUUCAAUGAAUAGUGUCCAGCAGGCUGAGCAGACUAUUUUAGUAACAGAGAUUGAGGAUGAGAGCGUGGUUACGAGAGAGGGAAAAAUGACAAAUCAAUAAUCACAAAGGCACUGAUCAAAGCAUCGUCUCACGCAGAGACAUGAAGCUCGUAUGCCACGAAUCUGCAGCUGUCAUGACAAAGGGACCCGCCAGACAAAUCAAAAAUGAUUCUGUAACAGAACCGCACGAUUUUGUACACAUUCAUCUGUGCGAAGAAAAAAAAAAAAAGAAAGAAAGAAGGAACGAAGAGCAUUACGGUUCAGGAGUGCACUUUGUCAGCCUUUCCAUGAUUCCAUGCUUUAUCUGCUCUCUCCUACAAACCACAAACCAAGAGUGGGCCCUUAACCAGACAAAGCUACAUUGUUAAAAAGACAUCAACCGUUGGGCCAUUUAUCUCAGGACAGCCAGCUGAGUGCAGCACUACCUCCUGCAUAUAUUCUCUCUCCACAUAAACAUGUUAAUCACAAAUCAGGCGGCUUUGCUCCAGUGGAGGGGCCGACUAUGCCGUCAUCCGUGGGAAUGAGGAAAUUAUACUGUAGAACAGCAGGGGGCAUGGGGGUCAGUCAUUCUCUGUGCUGUAAGUGGCUCUGUAUUGAUGGUGCUAAAGUAUUAAAGAAUGCAUUAAAAUGUCA
Chanos chanos (milkfish) is the source of this 2044-nucleotide messenger RNA. It is a transcript of the gene pipox, whose product is annotated as pipecolic acid oxidase. NCBI's taxonomy places the organism in Eukaryota, Metazoa, Chordata, Actinopteri, Gonorynchiformes, Chanidae. Gene Ontology annotation, cellular component: peroxisome. The transcript is spliced from 8 exons. Gene Ontology annotation, molecular function: flavin adenine dinucleotide binding; sarcosine oxidase activity; L-pipecolate oxidase activity. The record is from RefSeq and is a predicted model, not a curated record. The coding region runs from base 44 to 1204 and encodes 386 amino acids.